Messenger RNA from Suillus subalutaceus, 465 nucleotides. RefSeq lists its product as uncharacterized. The transcript has a single exon. Lineage: Eukaryota; Fungi; Basidiomycota; Agaricomycetes; Boletales; Suillaceae. The coding region runs from base 1 to 465 and encodes 154 amino acids. The record is from RefSeq and is a predicted model, not a curated record.
AUGGCAACUUCUUCCAAAUCAACAGGUGAAAGUUUGCAUCCAUAUGACGCACUCCCGAAUCACCAAGACUUGGACUGGAUGAUAUCUGAUGCGAAGUUCACUGCUGAUACUAGAACCGAUUUCUACGACCACAGUCUGACAAGUCGCAGAUAUGCCCUUGUCGGAGUGGCAUGCUCAAUUAUCUUCAGCUGCUCAUGCAUCGUUGCAAGCAUUGUCACUUCAGCCAAUCACGGAGUCUUCGGAGUAAUCGUGUUCACCAUGGAGCCUAUCAACAUUAUGAUGCAGCAGAGGGAAAUUCUGGCCCUGGUGCUUAACUUAAUCGUCACGUUAUGCACCGAGUCUAUAGGCCUCGUACACGGCAUCUCAUUGCGCUCUGCGCUAGCCUCAGAGUCUCGGCUUCGUUUCAACACCAAUCUGCGCCUUCUGACCGUAGCUCGUGGAUGGUAUAACCCUAAUGGCGCCUAG